Messenger RNA from Manis javanica (Malayan pangolin), 1981 nucleotides. NCBI's taxonomy places the organism in Eukaryota, Metazoa, Chordata, Mammalia, Pholidota, Manidae. The record is from RefSeq and is a predicted model, not a curated record.
CUGAACGUUGGCAGAGUCGGUUACGGCCAUUCCCUUAGGCAGCCGAACCGGAGUCGAUGGUUUGGUUAGUCUCCUCAGACGCCAUGAGGAGGAGAGGCCCCGAGGUGGAGGCCUGCGGCGUGUGGCUGGACGCGGCAGCGCUGAAGAAGCGGAAAGUUCAGGUGGGACGUUGGGGCACGAGAGGGUGGGUGAGGGAGCUAGGGGCCUGCCGGCUGGAGAAAAGAGGAGUUUGGGGGGACCGGGAGGUGAUGGAAGCAAAGUCGGGGACGAGAAAGGAACAGCUCUGGGAUGUCAUUGGGAAGACAAAUGAUGGUGGCCAGAGGAGUGUUUCAUCUCAUGUAGGUCAGGCCAAAGAAGAGUCUAAGAAGAAAGAUGCAACCCAGCUAGACCAUCUCAUCCAGGGCUUGGGGCAUGAUUGCAUGGCACCCCCUUUGGCCACUUCAACCCCUGCAGACAUCCAGGAAGCUAGACUUUCUCCUCAGUCCCUCCAGACUUCUGGCCACCACAGAAUGGGAACCUCAGUUUUGACUGAGUUAUCUUUACUCCAGCCUGACACCUUCGGCUGUGCUGAACGGAGUAAAGCCUCACUGGCUUGUUCCUUCACCCAGAACUUGGAAAGUUCUUGCUUGCUGGAUCAAAAGGAGGGAGAGAAGGAUUUUUCCUGGGAGAGGGAAUGGCUUCAUGGAUCUAAGAAAAAGAACUAUCGGGGUAUGAGGAGACACAUUAAGCCACCUGGGGGCCAAGGCCAUCAGCCCUUGGACAAGACUAAACUGGGAAAGGUGUCUGCUAAAGAAACCUGGCAGGCCCCUGUCCUCCUCCAAACAUACAGGGAUUCCUGGAGUGGAGAAAACACAGAAUCCAUGAAACAAAGCCCUUCUCCUGUUUCAGUGUUUUCCUGGGACAGUGAAAAGAAUGACAAGGACUCCUGGAGUCAGCUUUUCACUGAGGAUUCCCAGGGCCAGCGGGUCAUAGCCCACAGCUCUAGAGCUCCUUUCCGAGAUGUAACUAACUGGAAUCAGGGCUUGGGGCAGUGUCCUAAAAGCCUUCGGACUCAGGGCCAGGAUAGGCCCACUCAGUUAAAUCUGCAGCCUGAUUUCCUCUUUACCCAGGACUCUGAAGGUAAUCAGGUUAUCAGGCACCAUGUCUAAAUGUCUUUGUGAGAAUUUGGAUCUAAUAGUACUUUGAAAUGACAGAGAUAACAGGUAAAUAUCUUGUGGCUGGGGAAGAUGUGUUUGGUAGGAAGUACAUAUGGAAUGCAACUUGUCAUUGAGCAUUUUUCGUGUGUAAAUAAAGCAGGUGGAGUGACUUGUUGAGAUAGUGUGAUUGCCAUUGUGCCUUUUCCUGAGGAAGAGGUGGAUGGUGGAUUCCCUCUGAGUCUGUGACAAGUCUAUGAGAGCAGGACAGGCACUUAUCCUUUCACUAAAAAGGGGUUACUGUUAGUCAGCCUGCAACGAGCCAUCUCUUUGCCCUUUCAGAUGCCUGACUGGGACACUGCUGCUUAUGGAUGUGUGUUCUUUUAAUCUCUCGCUGAUAUCUUAUCCACUCAACCUAAACUUGGGACCGUUAUUCCUUAUUUGAUUGGUAAGGCAAACUUUCCAGGCCCAGGUGUACAGGGUCAGGGAUGACAGACUGGGAAUGAGGGUGGUUGUUUUGUUUUGUUAUUUUUGUGGUAACUUUACAGCAUUUAAAAUUCAUAUUCUGUUUAAACAUCACUCCCUAAAAUAGCCUGAGCUAUAUACCAAUCUAGAUGUGACCAUAUCAUUCUACUAUUAGGAUGGGAGAGAACUUCCUUUGUAAAGCUAUCAAUCUAAAUACAUGACUGUUUACAAAGCUGAUUCUGAUGGUAAUUAAAACAUCAAUUUUAUUUUUGUAAAAGCAACUUUUUAAUAGUACACGUUCUGUCGCUGCCAUGAGUCUGAGUUGAACACCUGUGUUCUAUCCAAGAUGUUAUGCACCAGGUGGCAGUUUCCCAUGUUGCAGG